Messenger RNA from Malassezia pachydermatis, 3249 nucleotides. RefSeq names its product arm repeat-containing protein. The transcript has 2 exons. Gene Ontology annotation, cellular component: nuclear pore; nuclear matrix; cytoplasm. Bases 1 to 3249 code for a protein of 1082 amino acids. Gene Ontology annotation, biological process: tRNA re-export from nucleus. Gene Ontology annotation, molecular function: tRNA binding; small GTPase binding. The record is from RefSeq and is a predicted model, not a curated record. Lineage: Eukaryota; Fungi; Basidiomycota; Malasseziomycetes; Malasseziales; Malasseziaceae.
AUGGACACGCAAGAAGCACAGCUCGUACAAGCUGUCGAAAUUGCAUCCAAUGCAGCGGCUGUCCAGGAUGCGAACCUGGUAAGCCAAGCGCUGGCGUACUUGGAGCAACUGAAGCAGGCUACAGACGAGAGCUGGAGUCUCGGUUGGCGCGUAUGGAUCGCACGGAAUGACGACGGCAGUGCACCGAAGUAUGAGCAUGCUAUCCGUCUGUUUGGCCUGAACCUUGUGGACGAUUUCCUCGACAGACGCGUGCAUGAACAGCCACAGGGCUCGGAAGCGCUCUCCUUCCUGCAGGAAGGCGCCAUGACCUACCUUCAGACGGAGUUUGUCCAUGGACAAGGCGAGCAGGGCGUGGCGUUUAUGAAGAACAAAAUCGCACAGACCUUGGCCUUGCUCACCUUGCAGACGUAUAGCCUGACGUCCUCGUAUACGUUCCUCACUUCGGCGCUGGCCCUUUGCACCGCGCACCCAGACGACGCAGAAGGUAUUCAUGUCGUUGUCACAGACUUGAUGCUGCGAGUGCUCCACGAUUUGUCGCUGCACCUGGGAUCAGAUGUCAUGCUGCGUUCCGUCCGCAGCAAAGAGCGUCUGCAGCGUGAUGCCGUAGUGCGCGAUGAGAUUCGCGCGCAUCAUGCAGCGAGUAUCGCAGAGCUGCUGUGGCGUGUGAUUCGUGAUGCGUUGCAAGCGCUGCAAGCACCUGAUACCGGCGAUGACGCGCCGCAGCAUAUGACCGUACGUACGGCCGGCCACGUAGCUACUGUGGCUAUGGCAGUGGUCGGCGACUAUGCGUCGUGGAUUGAUAUCUCGUUGAUUGUCUCGAUGGAUACGGUGCAUGUCCUGUACAAUGCACUGGACUCGUCGCACCAUGCCUUGCGCUAUGCUACGGCGGACACACUUUGUGAAAUUGUGUGCAAAGGUAUGAAACCUGCGGACAAGCUAGCACUGAUCCAGGGCCUCAGCUUGGAAUCGGCGUUGCAGCAGCUGGAGGCGACGACGCGUACACAGGACGAUGUGCAUACCGAGCUGCGUGAGCACUUAGCCAAACUGGUGAAUGCCAUUGUGACGGAGCUCUGCAAAAUUGCCGAAGAUACCACAGGUGCCGACGCAGAUACGCGCGAGGCGGCACAUACGAGCCUGCUGGCAUUCCUACCGCAGGCCCUCGCCUUCCUGGCCGACGAGUACGAUGAGCCGGCCGAGCAAGUGCUGCCUAGCAUUCACCUUGUGUUGGGUCUGUACAAAAAGACGAAGCGGCACAAUGAGGCCCAUGGCGCUGCGCAGGGUCUAAGUGCACCGCAAAGUGCCUUUGUCUCAGAACUGAUUACGCUGGUCCUGCGUAAGAUGAAGUGUGACCCUGAGAUGGAAUGGGACGAUUCGUCGCUGGUCGGCGGUCCAGCUGAGAUGGACAGCGACGAAUCGGAAGAGGACGAUGAGCAGCUUGUCAAGUUCUACGAGCUGCGUAAGCAGCUGCAAGUGAUUCUCGGGGCGAUUGCAGCCAUGGACGAGCCCCUUGUCUCGAAUACUGUUCAUGCACUUGUGACCAACACGCUAGCAGCGGGGGAUCCGAGUGCGCUGCCAUGGGAGCAGGCGGAAGUGUGUUUGUACGCAGCGUUCUGCUGCGGCGAAGUGCUUUCGUCGGUGCGUGGCAACAAAGUCGGCCUGGGUCCGCACUCGUACGUUCAAGUGCCAGCGGAGCCUGGCAAGCCACGCAAUGUACGUCAGUCGCUGAGUGUGUACCAAUCGCUACCGCCCAACACACUGGGCGAGCUUUUGCAGGUAUUGUUCCGCUCGCGUAUUGGCGCACAUAUGCAUCCAGUGGUCCAGCUGCAGUACUUUGAGACGGUCGUGCGGUAUGCUACGAGCUUUGUCCUGUGGCCAGAUUUGCUGCCUACGGCGCUCGAAGCGUUCCUGGAUCACCGUGGCUUGCGUCAUCCACGUGUAGGUAUGCGCCGCCGCAUCAACUACCUGUUCUACCGGUUUGUGCGUGACACACGCACGGCGAUUCCCUCGGAAUUCGUUCCGAAGCUGCUGGAGAGUAUGCAAGAGGCGCUAGUGGUGCAUGCUACGCUGCCUAGUGUUACGCCGGAGGAAGAUCCCUUGGCGAAGGCCACCGAGAAAGCAAGUGCUUUUGACAGUCAGUUGUACCUCUUCGACACAUGCGGCCUGCUUCUUGCGCAGCUGGGUCAUAUGCCUGAGACACAGGUCUUGCUCUUCAAAGCCAUCACGCAGCCAUUGUCGGAGAAGCUGCAGCAGAGUGUGCAUGCCUUUGCGGCGGAUCCCAGCAACUUGCAGUUGGUACUGCAAGUGCACCAUGUGAUUCUGGCGCUGAGCACGAUUGCCAAGGGCUUCCCAGACUACGAUGCAGCACGCGCGACACAGCCAGCCUGGAUCGAGGAAGUGAAGCCAGUGACGGAGCAGAUCGUGAUGGCCACCACGGCGCUGAAUCGCUUCCUGAUUGUGCGCGAGGCGGCGCGUGGAGCGUUUGCACGCAUUGUGGCGUCGGCUGGCCCGGCUAUUCUGCCCUACAUACCCACCUUGGUCCAUGCGUUGGUCAACGAAGUUACAGAGGCCGAGCUGGUCGACCUAUUGAACUUCUUUGGGCUGCUGAUCCACAAGUACAAGGAGAGCAUUCGCCAUGUGAUGGACGAUUUGCUGAUGGUGCUUAUUACGCGCAUCUUCUCGUUCCUGAACCAGGGCGUCCAAGGCACCGACGAUAUGGUCCGACGUGCAGAUACCGAGCGUGCGUACUUUGGUCUCAUGAAUGCACUGCUGGCCGCCGGCCUCGAUGGUCUUCUUGUCUCGGAGAAGAACAAACCCCAGCUGGAAACGGUCCUGCAAAGCCACGUUUACUAUGCAGAGCAUGGCGAGCCUGUGACACAGCGGGCAGCGCUCAGUGUCUUGACGCGCCUCGUGCCGCUGUGGGGCGGGCAGGAUGAUAAGGCCCUCGCUGGAUUCGACCAAUUUAUGUACGAGGCCCUCUUGCCGCUGGUGUUCCAGAUCCCGGCGAAGGCCUCGUUUGAUACCACGGAUGCCCAGUCACAGCUAGUGCUCGCGGAAUUGAGUGCGCUACUCAAAGCCCUGUCUACAACGCGUGGCGAUGAGUUUGGGCAGUACCUGACGACGGUGUACCUCCCAAGUGUACACUGCCCACCAGAGCUCGCGAUGGAGCUCUUAAAAAACAUACAGACGCUCGAGCCGAAACCGCUCAAGCGCUACCUGGACACCUUCAUAGCCCAAUCGCGUGGCGCGUAG